Messenger RNA from Osmia bicornis bicornis, 4066 nucleotides. RefSeq names its product dual specificity protein kinase CLK2 (gene Doa). The coding region runs from base 463 to 2682 and encodes 739 amino acids. Gene Ontology annotation, molecular function: ATP binding; protein kinase activity. Gene Ontology annotation, cellular component: nucleus. Lineage: Eukaryota; Metazoa; Arthropoda; Insecta; Hymenoptera; Megachilidae. Gene Ontology annotation, biological process: protein phosphorylation. The record is from RefSeq and is a predicted model, not a curated record. The transcript is spliced from 9 exons.
CGUGACCGCCGUUGUGGUCGUAGUUUAGUGCGUUCGCUGGUGUCCCUCGGUUGCGUGAUCGACGAUGUUCGCACCUCCGUAGUGCGGCGAUGCAGCUACGGGCAGGAGGAGUCGUGCCGCGGUGUCACUGAACGUUACCUGAUCGUUCUUGGACGAAUCGGUUUAACCCUAGAAUCGUUACCUGUGCGUUUCGAAGCGACGAAUCUCGGAUGCGUCACGUUCAGGACACUCGGCAAGGUCUAGCGGAACGACCUUGAGGAGAUUCACUCGAAGCCGAAGAAUUGAUUCGAAGAAAACGAUAUACUGAACGCGUACCGACUCGAAAUUAAGAAAACAAACAGAAUUCAAAGGAAGGAAAUCACGUAACGAGUUAACUGCGAAGGUAUUCUCUGCGAAUCAGCCUGAUCUCAGGAUUGAAUCGUCUAGAAUUUCGAGACCGCGUGGGCGAAUUUUUACGUCUCGAUGUUCAUCUUCGCGCCACGUGACAACAUGUCGACGUCUCGUCAGGGAUCGACGGGCCGACGGAAUCGGUACGCGCGAUCCUCGACCACCACAAGUGUCACCCAGAUGCUCAGCGAAUCGUGCUCGAGCCUCCUGCAGCGAUUAACCACCCGGGUACGCGGUACGUCCACGUUGAACGAGCACGUUGGUAACAAACCGAGCCUCGCUAGACGAACCUCGCCCGGCAUCAACCUUGCCACCGCCAAGUCCCGACUGGAGGACAAGUACUCGACCAUCCUGGACAAGUACUCCAGGAAGAAGCGUCACGAUCACUCGGAUCACACCACCGACUACAGGCGUACCCGCGAAAGGGAUCACAGUUACUUCAGACGCGAGGACAGUCCUUUCGUCCGGGACGAAAAGACACUGGAACCUUCGAUGAGCCGCACCGUCGUCAAGAGUCCAACCAGCGUCCUGCUGUCCGAGAAAGCGUACCCUUACGUGAAAUCCUCCACGAGGGACUUGAAACGCGAGAAGACACCCGGUUACCAUCGAACGGAGAGACACGGUUUAUUGAACUCGGAAACGUACCGCAGAUACGGCAGGCACAAGUCCGGCCAUGCCGAGAGCCGCACGCGGAAAGUGAGGCCUUACAGAAACGGUAAAAGCGAGCAACUAGAGAGUUCGUCCACGGCGCUCAGGCUGGCCCGACCUGUAAAAUUGGACACCGUGAAUUCGAAAGAGAAGACGAACGAUGGUAGCGAUCCGGAUAAGACGCCGACCGGUAGCGUGGCACGCGACACGAACGUCCUUCCUCGGAUCGUCGACUCCGAAGAAUCGGAUCCGGCGAUCUCCGAGAGGGCUGCGAAACGGAAGGAGAUUCAAAGUCUGAUACUGAAGUACGCCGCUAUGGAGGAGACUUACAGUCAGCUGGCUGCCGGUGGCCAGCUGAAGAUGCGGCCCAGUACCACGGACAUUAUCGCCAGCAAGUAUAGGAAAGGCGAGCGUAAAGACUCGUCGAAGAACGCGUCAAAGAACGCGUCGAAGAACGCGGUUACCUCCGUCGCGAGUGUCGUUAACAACUCGGACACGGUCCACCAGGCGAUUAACCUACGACUGCCCUCCGUCGAGGACGACGCAGACGGCCACCUUGUUUACCAAACCGGCGACAUCCUGGCAGAUAGAUAUAAAGCACUGGACACCCUAGGAGAGGGUACUUUUGGAAAAGUUGUCAAGGUUAAGGACGUGCAAAUGGACCACGUGAUGGCUCUGAAAAUCAUCAAGAACGUGGAAAAGUAUAGGGAAGCCGCGAUGCUCGAAAUAAACGCCUUGGAGAAAAUUGCGACCAAGGAUCCAGAAGGCCAACACUUAUGCGUGAAGAUGCUCGACUGGUUCAAUUAUCACGGUCACAUGUGCAUCGCCUUUGAAAUGCUUGGGCUUAGUGUAUUCGAUUUCUUGAGAGAUAACGAUUACCAACCUUAUCCAUUGGAACACGUCAGGCAUAUUGGGUAUCAAUUGUGCUAUGCCGUGAAAUUCCUACACGAUAAUAAACUCACGCACACUGAUCUAAAACCCGAAAAUAUAUUAUUCGUAGAUUCCGAUUACGAGGUCAUACAUAAUAGCAAAAAGAAGUUUCUUUUUUUCAAGCGAAAGGAUUUCAAACGCGUUAAGCGAACAGACAUAAGGCUGAUCGAUUUCGGCAGCGCUACCUUCGACCACGAACAUCACAGCACGAUUGUUAGCACGAGACAUUACAGGGCACCAGAAGUAAUUUUAGAAUUAGGAUGGUCACAGCCUUGUGACGUGUGGUCGAUUGGCUGCAUCCUCUUUGAACUGUACCUGGGUAUCACUCUGUUUCAAACACACGACAACCGUGAGCACUUAGCAAUGAUGGAGCGUAUACUUGGCCCGAUUCCAUAUCGUAUGGGUCGCAAGACUAAGACUAAGUAUUUCUAUCACGGUAAAUUGGACUGGGAGGAAAGGGGUUCGGCCGCCCGAUACGUUGAGGAACAUUGUAAACCUUUACACCGUUGCAUGCUUUCGGACGACGAAGAACAUCGACAACUAUUUGACCUCAUUCAGAAAAUGUUAGAAUACGAACCUUCUAACAGGAUAGAAUUAAAAGACGCAUUGACACAUCCGUUCUUCGACGCGUUACCAGCACACCAAAGAUUGCCAGACCUACGAGCAGCUGGUGAUUCUCAACAAUCUCACGAACGAUCGCAUUCUCUUUCUCGAUGAAGCUAGGAAAGGGACCGACCUCCAUGCUGGACAGACACUCCACUAUCAACGACGCUACUGCCCUACGUUACAAUACUGAUAUCCUUAAGCCUCACAAGACUGUGUCUUUUUCGUAGGAACAAAAUUCGAUGACGAUUGCUUGACUUAAAGAUUAAAAAAAUUGAAAGUGAAGCGAACGAAAUAAAAAAAGAGGCUCGAAAUUUUAGUAGGAAAUAUAAAUUAAAUUAAAUUCAAUGAUAACGACCGACGAUGUUGGUUAAAUUACAAGUAAUCGUAUUGUUUAUUAAUAAACGUUAAUAUAAAAAAGAAAGCAGUAGUGCAAUGGUGCUGUGGAACUCGGACUCGAUAAAAUUAUAUUUACGGCAGAAUGAAACCAACCUCUGAGUCAAGAUAUUAUAAGAAAAAAAAAAGAAUAUCGACACUCUCUGAUGUUCGUUUAAAGACGACGAAAUUGGUAGACAGCCAAACUAUACUUGACAUAGUCCUUGUUACUGGCACUUUAAACGUGCCAGUGUGUCUGCUCAGUGUAGCGUAACAGAGUCCCAUCAUUGUAAACAUUUUCUAAACGCUCUUCUGUACAUUUUAUCCUUUAAUUUUAUUACGAUGUUAUUAUGCAACAAAGUUUGGAGUAAAGGGUCGCAGUUUAUACUCUGUUUGUUAUAGAUUGAUGACCAUGGCGUGUUUUAAUAGUAAGAAUCAGACUUAGUGAUAAGACAAGUAAAUAUUAUGCGUACGUGUUGACAUUAAUUAAGAUUAACAAAAAAGGGAGAGAAAGUGAGAGCGUGUGAGGAAUUCAAUGGACGCCAAAUCAUCGUCGUAAAAUACACAUGUUAACGUUCUUGGAAACCAUAAUGAUACGUAUGUGGUUAUUAUUAGAAAAAUGCUAACAUGUUUUGUUCCUCGAAAUUCGAAGGAAACUAAGCUGUUUCUUUAAAAAAUUUUUUUUUUUUUUUAGUUCGGCGUAUAAAUGAAUUUCGUUGUAUUGUCUUUACGAGGUUGCAGACAAUCAUGUGUGUUUUAAGUUUCAUCGAUCCUUAAGAGAUUCGGUAGAAGAAAAGGGUGGGGCGAAUUUGAUACGGUUCUAAGUACUCAAUACACUGACAAUGAGUUUACGCGUGUAUUGCCUAUAUAUCUGUGAAAAAGCGCGAGCUUUAAGUACAUAAAGACGCCUCUGCUUUUUACUUCGUUUAAUAGAUGAAUACCUUUAAAUUAUAAAACUUUCGCUCAUAUGUACGUCUUGUUUGUCUCUUUCGGUUCUUAAUUAAAUAUACAACGUGACGGAAGUUUAAAACACCCUGCUGCUCGUACAAAGAAGAAGAAUUAUGUCCUGGGCACUGUGAGGAAUGCUGUUUCGAGUAGCAAUAAACACAUUUCUUUCAAAUAA